CGUGUGGUCCCGUGCUGUUGCUGCGGCGCAGCGACUUCGCAGGCCCCGUCGGCUGCGAUGACAGCGCAGAGGACUUGAAAUCCACUCGAUCUGAGUCAUUUUGUCAAGGAUGCUGCUGAAGAUAGCGGGGGCGGAGAUGUAACAGACAGCAUUUUCUGACUAGUGCUCGACAACGUCCUCGUCAAGCUCACCUCAAUUAGCAUGCAUCCGGUAGACAUGCGCCACGACUGUCUGGUCUGGUUCCCACAUGGUUCCGGGCUAACACGCUUGAGCUGCAGGUGUUUCGGACGACCAAAGGCGCCUUCUGGAGACUUUGGGGAGCCCGUGGCGUCGCAAUAGAUGGGAGAGAAUGCGUGGUGAGAACAGCGGAGUCGCUUUUGCGGAUCACGAAAACGAAAAGGAUGACGCGUUCAAUAAAAAAAAUGGGACAUGAUAAGAUGAUGGAAAUUGGCUAAAAGUGGAACUGCAGCUGGAUCAGAGGGCUACAGAAGACCUCCUACCAUGCAGGCCCCUUCUGUCAGGAGGUGCGAGGGGCCAAGGAACAGAGGAGCAGAAGAAAAGAGAAAGAAAACAUCUUGGAAAACAACCCCCUCCUCCAACACACACUUAACACUCAAGAAAGAACACUUUUUUCUACCCACCCAUUCAGAGGCUAUUUUUUACCCCCUUCGAGAGUAUAAGAAAGAAAAACAGUUUUCCUUCUCAUUUGAAAGAAGACACAGAUAGGGAACUCAAGAAGAUGGCUCAGAGUUUGCAAAAUGAGGUGCUUUCCAAGGUCAGAUUGGAGGGGGUCAUUGGAGAGACACUGUCACGUGACCCCUGGUGCCAAAUGGUCUUCCGGCAGUGGUUUUCAACAACGGCCGGAGCUAAAGAAGACAUUGCUGCAUUUCUCAGACAUGCAGAAGACAACAUACUACGACAACUCAACUCUUUUUGGUGGCUAUGUGUCCUAUCAGGCGCAGGGGGAAACAACUGCACCUGCCAACGGCUUCGGGGGCUAUGAAGUCCCGGGGUCUCAUCAUCUACCAGCCUUCCAGUCAGGAACCCAUCUGGAUGUUGACUCUUACCACCGAUCCUCCUGCUCUUUGCAGUCAUUAGGUGGUAGCAGCGGGCACCACCAGCAGCAACAGCUAGUUAAAAACAAGGAGCCGAAUGGCAGCUGCAUGAGGCCCACCCUGCCACCUGAGCACCACACUGGCUCUAAAGUGUCCCCGCCAUUGGCCCCCAAUCCAAGCGAUGGUAGUACCGGAGCUCAGCAGCCAGGGAGCAGUGCUAGCACCUCAUCAGUCCCCAAAUCAGGCCCCAAUCGGUCAUCAAAUUCCUGCUCCUCCACAUCAUCCUCCACUUCCUCCUCCUCCUCCUCCUCGCUACCCCCCAACCCAGCAUUGGCCAAGCAGAUCUUUCCCUGGAUGAAAGAGUCCCGCCAGGCAAACAAGCAGAAAAACUGUUCACCCAGCAACAACUCGGGUAACGCAUCAGGUGGAGGUGAGAGUGGUAGUGGCGGAGAGAAGAGUCCUACUGGCGGGUCAUCAGCAUCAUCUAAGCGAGCGCGUACAGCGUACACCAGUGGCCAACUUGUUGAACUGGAGAAGGAGUUUCAUUUCAAUCGAUACCUAUGCCGUCCACGGCGUGUGGAAAUGGCCAAUCUGCUCAACCUGUCUGAGCGGCAGAUUAAGAUCUGGUUUCAGAACCGACGCAUGAAGUAUAAAAAGGACCAGAAGUCCAAGGGAUUGAGUUCUAGCUCAGGAGGGCCUUCACCAACUAGCUCACCGCCUCUGCCCAUGCAAUCCUCUGCCAGUUAUCUCAACUCAAUGCACCCAAUGGUUGGGGGAGGUGGGUCAGCCUAUGAUGCCCCAUCUCCUCCAUCCUUUGGUAAACCUCACCAAGGAGUGUCUUACUCCAUGUCCACUGCCUACUCCAAUCUCCCAAUGAAGGGCUGCCCUCCACAACAGAAGUAUAGUCACCAGGAUCAAGACUACGGUGACCCACAUCCUCACCAUGGCCUAGUACAGGCCAACAGUACCAGCUUUGGAACACCCACUAACAUGCAGGAUAGUCCAGUCUAUGUGGGGAGUGGCAGCUAUGUGGAACCCAUGUCUGGCUCUGGACCCUCCAUGUAUGGCCUAAAUCACCUUGGGCCCACACCAUCCCAUCACCAAACCAUGGAAUACAAUGGUGCAGGGCCUCUGUCAGCCACGAACCAGCAUCAUGUGAGUGGAGGGGUACCCACAGGUUCCUGCGACCCACCCACUCAUGCAACGUACACAGAGCUCUCGGCGCACCAUACCUCGACUCAGGGCAGAAUCCAAGAGGCACCCAAGCUCACUCACCUGUAGCAUUGGUAAGAAAACGAAGGAAGACCACACAGAAUAAGUAAUGUGACUCAUUAACAGGCUGAACUAACACUUGGGGACUCACCUACACGAAAAGGGAUGUCGUUAGAGAUCGAAAAGAGACAGAGAAGAGCAAGUCAGUGGUUUAUGUUUUGCAGCCAAUUAUGGGCUCAAUCAAUGUAUAGCCCUAUAUUCUACCCAUUGCUGUCAGCAAUAUGUCAAUGUAUUUUACUCUUGGAAAAGCACUUACUGUAAUUUGUUUUUAUCCAUUAAUCAUGAAUGGAAAACUCACGCUGUACCUCUACAGUCUUUAAAUUUAUACAGAAAGUUAGGAGCAGGCAGUCCCGUGAAAUAGUGGGUAGCAUGUCUGCCUCACAGUAGGAGAUCUGAGUUAAUCCAUUGGCACAUCUUUGUGUGGAGUUUGUAUGUUCUCGCCGUGCUUGCUUGAGUUUUCUCUGGGUGCUCUGGCUUCCUCUCAUUUUCCAAAAACGUGCUUCUUAGUUUAAUUGAAUACUCUAAAUCAAAGGUGUCAAACUCAAGGCCCAGCCAAAUCCAGCCUGCCACAUCAUCAUAUGUGUCCCGUGAAAGCCAAUCAUUUGCAUCAACUUCCCUGAUUCUUGCUAAAAUCUGUACCAAAAUUUCAAAUUGUCAUAUGUCAUAAAUAAUGUUGAAAUAUUGCAAAAAUGUUUUGUUACCAAAACCCUUUUUACAGUUACUUGAUGGAGGUGGGAGGGUUUAACAGUAACCCUGUUUAAUGUGAAAUGGAAUGCAAUGCCCUACCUCGGCAAUAUCUUUUGUAUUUCACGAAUACCGACGGUGAAUAUCAAAUAUUGUGGAAUCAUUGGGAAAAUGUCGAUGCGCCCUAAACUGGAAGUUGCGUAAUAAAAUGAGAUAACUAGAGGUAAAGAAAUUCAUUUUCCUUAUCAUUAACUGUAAACAUUUAUUCUACUUGUAUAAAAAUGGAUAUACAUAUAAUACGUUGAUAUAACUGUAAUUUCUUUUUUCAUUUUCAUUAUUUCACAUUUGUUCUUUUGCCCCUCACGCCCUGUAUUAACCAGUGCCACUGAAUAUUAUGAUGAGGUCAUGAAAUAUUUAUAUGGUUUCACAGUCAGAACAGCCCUCUGAGGGAAACCGUACCAACAAUUUGGCCCAUGGCAAAAAUGAGUUUGACACCCCUGCUCUGAUUGGUUUAUACGUGUGCAUUUUUUGUGUCAAUUGUUGUUUUGACUAUAUGUGCUUGCAAUUGACAAGCGACCAGCCUAGGGUGCUACCCCACCUCUCGCCCAAAGUCAGCUGGGAUCAGCUCCAGUUACCCACAACCCCAAUGAGGACAUGAUAUAGAAAUGAAUAGAUGAUAGUUGGGAGAAAAUUGGCAUAGUAUUGUACUGCAAUCUUGACUACAGUCAGUACUUAAUGACGAAAGGACAAAAGACCCCUUUGUUUUUAAUUUGUCCCAUACAAAGCCUAUGUCUAAAGCCUAAGCCUAGACACCCCACAAGACCCAUAUAGAAACAGGUCUUCCAGAUGAAAUAGUGUAGAGUGUUUAAUGGGAAUUUAGUGAGUUGGCUAGAAUAAUGACAGGAAGGUUUCUUCCCCUGUAGGCAACACGUUGUCAUCUGAGCAGAGUGUGUAGAGCUCUUGUAGAGAGGAAAGAAUAGCUGGCACUCUUCACUCUCGCCUGUCCAGUAAGUGCAUAAAAACAUUGAUUCAUGAUCCUCUAACUGUCUCUUUUCACCUCCUGCCGUAAAAGUCUGUGUGGAUCCAGAUGGAAUCACUAACCCAUUGUGUUCUAUAUGUCACAACAGCACAUGCCCUCUGACGGGGCAACAAUUUUCUAUGAUUCUCUUGAUGCAUCUGUACACAAACCCAACACCUACAAUCACUUCUUCUCCCACUCCAACUGUUUGGAAAGCUCCAAGGCGUUGAUCCCCGAGAAUGACAUGCAUACAAUGUCUUGCUAAGUACUUCAGCAUACCACCCUCUGUGCACACAGCAAUGCUAAGCUAGUUUCCUGUUGUUGAUAAAUGUGCAGUCAGGUAACACCAACUGCUGACAUUGUUAAAACGUUUACUACCUUAUUUUCGCACAUCGUUGAUACAGGGUAUAGAAUUGAGAAUGCUAUCUAUUUAUGGUUAUGCCCAUUGUCUCCCUCUCCUUCACUAAUGGAAGGGUUUACAUAAAUAGGAGGCCAUCAAUUCUUUUAUAUAUACUUUUGUGGUUUUUUUCCCUUUGCAAAUCUUGACUUUUAAAAUGGAUACAGGGUAUAUAUUUGAACAAAAAUGUUUGGACCAGAAAUGUGUGCACAUUUUUUAAAAAAGGGUUUAUUCGUUUGAACCAUCCGUUAGAGUAGUUUGGGACAAUACACAAAACAUAAAGAACCCUUUCUUUUUUAAAAAAACAAUUAACUUAGUGUUAAAAGCAUUUCGUGUGUCUGGCCUACUCUACACUCCUUGAUGUUAUGGAAAUAUACUCAUGUUUUUUAAAAGUGCAAUUUACACAAAUGCUUUUGCAUCUGGGCAUCAUUAUUGCACUUACAGUUUACAUUUUGAAGUUUAAGGUAAAAAAAAAAAUAAUGUUUAGAUAAAAUGUUAUUUUGAAGGAAGGCCCUUCAAUCAGAGUUUUUCGCAAAUGUGCGUUCAAGUGAACAUUCAUUAAAAAAAUAUUUAUUUGUUGUAGCCAGUUUUAAAAGAUUCUCUCUCUGCGUUAUCAUUAUUUAUCCGUCAUGUAUUUAUAUUGAGAAAAAAUACCGUACUUUUCUCGCAUUUACCUGUUAUGAAAGAAAAAAAAAGCAUUGUGUUUCUUCUUUGUCAAUUGUACUGAAGUUACAUUUUUAGUUCUUGUAGUUUGAUAGAAAAGAAGUACUUUUUAAUUUCUACAGUAACCCUUGUACAUAAAUGUCUUGACAUGUACAAGGAAAAUGGCAAGGAUGGGGAUUGGUAACCCAUCCAUGCAUACUGUAGAAUUUUGACAAUGUAUAGGCUGGGGGGGAAAAGAACAAGACUUUUUGGAGAACAAUGACUUCUUUAUUUGCCUUUUAGCAACUUUUUAUUUAAUUGUUUAUAGAGUUGUCUGUCCAGCAAUUCCUUAAUAAAAUGUUACUUUAUGCAGAGUUUCAUUUACUUUUUCAACAUCCUCUCAGGCAGAAAACUUGAAUUCAGGCUUUUAAAGCAAAUAUUCCCAAAUUCACUAAAUUAUCUAAAAAUGGAGUGACUCUCUAGGGUCAGGUCAGUUAAUACUUUAUUAAUCUGGUGGGAAAUGCUGUUUUCUAGCAUCAGCUGAUCAGAGACAGUAGAUAAAAACAAGUAGGUGUUAAUCAUAAAAAAGAGCAAAAGGUAUAUUAAUGCA
Messenger RNA from Phycodurus eques (leafy seadragon), 5678 nucleotides. RefSeq names its product homeobox B3a (gene hoxb3a). NCBI's taxonomy places the organism in Eukaryota, Metazoa, Chordata, Actinopteri, Syngnathiformes, Syngnathidae. The record is from RefSeq and is a predicted model, not a curated record. Gene Ontology annotation, cellular component: nucleus. Gene Ontology annotation, biological process: regulation of transcription by RNA polymerase II. The transcript is spliced from 5 exons. Bases 759 to 2336 code for a protein of 525 amino acids. Gene Ontology annotation, molecular function: DNA-binding transcription factor activity, RNA polymerase II-specific; RNA polymerase II cis-regulatory region sequence-specific DNA binding.